Molecule: messenger RNA, 3089 nt
Organism: Paramormyrops kingsleyae
Lineage: Eukaryota; Metazoa; Chordata; Actinopteri; Osteoglossiformes; Mormyridae
Gene: ints10
Product: integrator complex subunit 10
Biological process (GO): snRNA processing
Cellular component (GO): integrator complex
Source: RefSeq, a predicted model, not a curated record
ACGUAAUAGAAACUGAUGACAUCAUCCUUCUGCGACCGACAUCUUUGCGCCAUCAACAAACCUUGUUACUUUGUAUUCCAUGCCACAGUAUAUUAAAUUUCAUAUUUUUAUUUUUUAGCGCGAUGUAUGGUCCAUUUUGCAUAGGAUAAUAUUAACUGACAACAGCCUGGUAGAGUAUAUACACAUGUUUCAUUCACAGUAAGUGCAUAGUGGAAUUAGCCAGCCGUGUGUUAUGCUAGUCAGCGCUAGCGGUAAAGUACUCGUAUGCAGCUAAAGAGCGAUUAUGUGCUAAUAGGUAUCUGAGUGAUUAUCAUUUCCAUCAAGAAAUCAGUGGCCGAAAGAGACAUGUCGGCGCAAGCAGACUGUGAGUUUUUGGUGAAAAAAGCUCGGGAGCUGGUUUCUGAGGACCCCUGGGCAGCCAAAGCCUGGCUCAUCACGGCUCGCACCCUCUACCCGUCAGAUUUCAACAUACAGUAUGAAAUGUAUACCAUCGAACGGAACGCGGAGAGAACCGCGUCUGCCGGCAGGCUGCUCUAUGACAUGUUUGUUAACUUCCCGGAUCAGCCUGUGGUGUGGAGGGAGAUAACUGUCAUCACCGCAGCGCUGCGCAAUGACUGCCAGGACAAGCAUGCGCAGUUCCUGCGGGGCCUGUUUGAGACGCUGCCUGGCCGCGUGCAGUGCGAGAUGCUCCUCAAGGCCACCGAGCAGUGCUUCAACACGGUGGAGAAGGCCGAGAUGCUGCUGCUGUUGCUGAGGCGCUUCCCUGAAUCCGUGGUGCAGCACGGAGUGAGCUUAGGGGAGACGCUGCUGGAAGCCGAGGGCAUCGAAGACUUGGACACGCCGGUCAACUGCUUCAGGAAGCUCUUUGUGUGUGAUGUCCUGCCCCUGAUCAUCAACACUCCCGACAUGCGGCUGCCCCCCAACCUGCUCUACAAGUACAUGCACAAGGCGGCCGAGUUCUACAUCGGCUACGUCACACGGGGGCCCUCCGCCGACGGCCAGCUGCAGGGAUCCCAGGAGGGUAUGGGCCUCAAGUCCCCCGGCGCAGCCAGAGGCUCGCAGCGCUACGUGAUCGACGGCCUGACGGAGAAGUCCUCCCUGGUGUCGGACCCGUGGGAGCGCCUGCUGGACAUCUUGGCCGUGGUGGGGGCCCGCUGCGAGUGGCAGGGGGACAAGGGCAGCAGGAGCUACCCGGAGAUCCUGCAGCGCAUGAAGAAGCUGUGCCGCUACCUGCCCGGCCUGGAGGGGGAGACUCUGUCCAGGUGCCGCAGCCAGGUGGUCAUCUGUGCCGCCCUGGUGCUCUUCCGGAGCGCCUACCUCUACGUCAGCACUGUGCAGCCCUCGCUUUUCCAGGGCCUCAGCUCCCCUGGGACAAUGCCCUGGAUCCUGCUGGAGGACCUGUCCUCUGUGUACAGUGAAGUGGACCUGGAGCGGAGCACCAAACAUGCCCACAAGAAGUGCAAAUUAGCCGAUGGCCGUGAAAAACCCAUGAGCUCGGAUGACGAGGACGGCCUGGGAAAAGGGCGUGGGCGGCACAUCGUGGUGAACAAGGCGGACAUGCCGGGCUGGGCGGAGACGCUGGACAGCUUCCGGACCGCCAGGGAAAGCUGGGAUCUGCUGCAUUCACAUGAGGCCUUGGAGUCAGAGUUCAAUAAAAUCUGUUCCUCCUGGAAGACCGAGACUUGGCUCUGGCUCAGGAUCUUCCUCACAGACAUGAUUAUCUACCAGGGGCAGUACAGGAAGGCUUUAAGCAGCCUGCAUCAGAUGGCCUCCUUCCAGGCCCCACAGCAAGGGCCUAUGUCCCCCCAAGGCAGCCUGGAGCACCAGCGGGCCCUCAUCCAGCUCGCCUCCUGUCACUAUGCCCUUGGGGAGUACCGGAUGGCUUGUGAGAAACUGCUGGACGUGGUCAGUGUACUUGUGCCUCAAACCCAGGACCCGUGCAGGACCCCCGAGGAUCAAACCCGGGUCAGGGGCAAGUUUCGGAAGGGCAACGACCUGCGGCUUCUGUCAUGCACUGGCAAAGCUAUCAUGCCGUUCUGCCUGCAGCUGAUGUUGGCCUGCUUCAAGCUGCGAGCCUUUACAGACAGCAGGGACGACCUAGCGCUCGGUCACGUGAUUGUUCUCCUGCAACAUGAUUGGCCGCUCGGGGAAGGCUUGUUCCUCAAGGCAGUCGACAAGAUCUGCCAGCAGGGGAGCUUCCAGUAUGAGAAUUUCUUCAACUAUGUCACCAACAUCGACAUGCUGGAGGAGUUUGCCUACCUGCGCACCAACGAGGGGGGUAGGAUCCAGCUGGAGCUGCUGCCAAAUCAGGGGAUGCUCAUAAAGAACCCCAGCUCUGCCCUGGGGCUGGUAUCCCAGGAUUUUAGUACCCUGCUGCUUCCAGGGGCACAGACCGCCGAAAGGCACCACACAGUCACCCGGGGCAUCACCAAGGGCGUGAAGGAGGACUUCCGCCUGGCCAUGGAGAGGCAGGUGUCUCGCUGCGGCGAGAACCUCAUGUCUGUGCUACACCGUUUCUGCAUCAACGAGAAGAUCAUCUUGAUCCAGUCACUGCCUUGACCCCAGAACCUGCCUGGAUGACCUAACUAACUCAGUUCUGGAUGGUCCAGUGAGACAUGGGUCCAGCCCACAACUCUGUGGUGUUAAUAAGUACCACCUUUGUGCAAAGGACUGCAGUAUUCUAAGGGAAACAUUGGUGUUAAUCAUGCACACCAUUAUAUAUUUACUGGGCCAGUAACAUCAUCUGGACUAUAUACCAGUAAAGUCCGAUGUGUUUGCCUUAAUCUUAAUUGUUGAAUGAUCAAAAUAAGAACAAGGCAUAUAUUUUUCACACCCAAACGUUUUGCAUUUAUGAUUAAAUAUGCUUCCAUCUACUUUUUUGCAUAUAUUGUUUUGUGUAUUUUUCGGGGGGGAAAAAGUGAGGCUCAUUUGCGAUGUAUGAGGUCCGUUUUGAUAUUAAGUGUUUUGUACUUAUGUGGUUUGUAAGGUCACUGCAUUCGGAAGCUGCAGUUUUAUUUAUUUUACUUUUUCUCUUGUGGUUAGAAUGAUAAAAUAUAAAAAUGCAUUAAAUCACAAACUGCCUUCUGUUA